AUGACAGUGAUCGUCCGCAUCACCUCCACCGUCCGGGCCGGUUCGAGCCAGACCGACAGCGCGACACACACCGACGACAAAUCAAAGCAGGUUGGCCUGGGGGUUGGACUUGGAAUCGGCAUUCCCCUUGUUCUGGUGAUCUGUACUAUACCGAUGUGGAAGUAUUCGCGGAGGAGAUCACGACGGACAGGACUCGGUGCACACAUGGAUGGUUCCUCCGAAGACCAAGGCUCUAAUAUUCAUAUACCACCUCCUAAGGCGGUCAUGGGAAUACAGAGAAAUUCCCUCGAUGCUUCAAUCGCAGGCCAGUCCCCGAAGACCAUGCAACCGGAACUAGAUGGGGUCAGCCUUCGGUACCCAGAAAUUGAUGGACGACAACAGUUCGAGCUGAUGGGGGACUGUGAGCCUUGUGAGGUGGAAGGUCGGGGGGCGCGACGCAUUGUUUUGAUUGACGAACUCUCUGUUUGCCCUGAAGGAGGACUAGUUUAG
Molecule: messenger RNA, 489 nt
Organism: Aspergillus affinis
Lineage: Eukaryota; Fungi; Ascomycota; Eurotiomycetes; Eurotiales; Aspergillaceae
Exons: 1
Coding region: 1-489 (162 amino acids)
Source: RefSeq, a predicted model, not a curated record